Molecule: messenger RNA, 2881 nt
Organism: Danio rerio (zebrafish)
Lineage: Eukaryota; Metazoa; Chordata; Actinopteri; Cypriniformes; Danionidae
Source: RefSeq, a predicted model, not a curated record
AAAACAAAUGCUGGAUAAGUUUGCGGUUUAUUCCGCUGUGGAGAUUUUUAUCAACAUUUAAAGUUUCAUUAUAGUGGUUUUACUUGUUUUGGGCGUAUUGUUUUCUACUUCUUUUGGAAAAAAUCUGUGUACCUUCAUGAGCUUUGGGUACAUUAUAAGUUUUUUAUUGUUUUUGUAAUAACCUUGGAUGAGUAGCUAGAUCACUAUUUCAGUACAAUAUAAAUAUUGUAGCUAAAUAGAGAAAUUAAAACAAAAUAUAUGAUCCAGUGCUUUCUAGUCUAUAUCUGGCCCAGUGAUUGUCCAUGGAUUAAGUUUACCAUUAAAACUUUAUUGUAUUGCUUGAUGGUUUUCCUGUGCUGUAAACAUAUACCUGUAAAUAUACUGUAUAUUAUACUAACUAUGUCUUUACUUUUCAUAGCUGUCAUCAGUUGUUUAAACAGAACGAGCAGGUGAAUUCUCCACACCUCACACGGCUUGUGUAAAAAACAGGUCAUGUGAUGGCUUAGUAGUGCUCUGUGUUAAGAGGUCAGUCAGUCUGCUUAAGAAGACAUUGCAGGAUAAGCCAGCCGUCCCACAUGCACACUCCUCCAUGCUCACUUUGGCUGUCUGUGUGAAAACAUCCUGCUCUACCUUGCACAGAAGACUGCAGGACACAACAGCUGCUAUGGGCUCCUUAGAGGAACAGCACACGUGCCCCAUGUGUCGUGAUCUAUUUGGUCGAGCUCAGCCCUUCCCCUGUGGCCACAGCUUUUGCCCAACCUGUGCACAAGAGGCCUGGAGUCAGAACGAAGGCUCUGGCAAGCGUAGAUUUGUAUGCCCACGGUGCCUGGAGGAGCAGGGAAUGGUGCUGUGUGACUGUUGUCCAGAAGAAGAAGGCGAUGAGGCUCAAGAAGCAGUGAAGACCUGCCUGAAUUGUGAGAUCUCUCUGUGUGAGCAGCAUCUGCUGCCACAUCUGCAGCGUCCUGCUUACAGCACUCACCUGUUGGUGGAGCCGCUGAUGGAGGUGUCCCGCCGCAGGUGUCCGGCCCAUAAGGAGAUGUUUCGCUAUUACUGCAUGGAUGAUGGGCAGUAUGUCUGUGCUGACUGCAUCCUGGAAGGACAACACGCUCAACAUCAGGUCAAAGGGGUGAGAAAAGUGGAAGAGGAGUAUAAAGUAAAAUUGCAGAGCCUGUUUGAGAAAGCAGAAGAAAAAAUAAAGCAGGGUGAAAUGAUGCUAAAAGAACAUCAGCGCGCUAGUCGAACAAUCAUUGAGGACUCCUCUGUGAGUGACGUCUCUCAGGUGUUACAGAUGGGCUCAGCUCUGCAGGCUCAGGUGGGCCGACUGGUGUCUGCCGUGAUAAAAAUCACAGAGCAGGAGAGGCAGAAGGCAAUGGAGAGAGUGCAGGAAGACUGCAGCAGAGUGAAAGGAGAUCUGAAUCAAACUGAGAGCAUCCACCACUUCCUCGGCUCCCUGCUGGAGGAGAGCGACCCCUUCCUGCUAAUCUGGGCAUUCCAGACAGAGGAUUCACAGAUGAUGUCAGAUCUCAGCUCACCUCUGUUCACACCAGCGCAGCCCAGCAUGGAUAAGAAACGUGUCUUAGAGAAUGUGGAAAAUAAAUACAGAGAGUUCAUAGCUGACACUCUGCGCUGCCUUAUUGAGCUCAAGAGAGAUCUCUUAAGCAGCCCAUUAACCUUGGACAAAAACUCAGCUCAUCCUCUUCUUAACAUCUCUGAAGAUCUGCGGUCAGUGAGGAGGGUGCCGAACCGUUUGCCUGUCCCUGAUCAUCCUGACCGCUUCGACCACUGGUCUCAGGUGCUCUCCUGUCAGAUAUUUUCUUCAGGGACCCAUUACUGGGAGCUGGAGGUGGAGGGUUUCUGGGAUAUAGCAGUGACCUACCACUGUAUUGGGAGAAAAGCAAAAGAGGGCACGGCCUUUGGCUGCAACAAGAUAUCCUGGAGCCUGACACAACAGCAUGACAGGAAACUAUCAGCCUGGCAUAACCGGAAGAAAACACACCUCUCUGCAAAAAUGUCUGGCAACCAUUUAGCAGUGGCUCUGGACUAUGAUUCUGGCUCCAUCACCUUUUCAGAAGUCGGACCAUCUUCCACCCUGCUGCCCCUUCAUAAUUUUAGUUGCAGCUUCACCCAGCCCAUCUGCCUCGGCUUCGGCCUUUACAAACCAGAACUAAACAGCAAAGUCACCAUCCUCAAGAAAAUAUGACCAAAUAUGACGAGGACUGUCACGAAGGGUUUUUAUGUUUUGUUAUGUGGCAUAUGAUGGCUAAAAGUUAUUUCAUUUGUCAAUAAUCAACAAAUCUUUCAAUUUUACACUUUUUAUAACCAUAAUGUCAAACCUUUAUCACAAGGUUUUUUAAUCAUCACAUUUUUAAAAUAAUUGUAAGCUGAAUCAAGAUCAAAUGCAUCUUUCUCCAUAGACAGCCAUACAACAUUUACACAACAAUAUUUCCAUUAGUGUAGUAGUAGAUAUUUUGUCAGUGUGCAUGUGUGAAAGUCCUUCCCAUCACAGCUGGUAAAGGGUUUGGGGUAGUGUCCAUUCUAGUGGUGACGUCAGCCAAUCAGCGCUGUUAAAAUUAGUCAUUUAGUAGUCAUAUGAUUAGCUCAAACAGUUCUGUCCUACCAUGAGCAAAGAUGGCCAAAUCACUUCCCUGCUGAUAAACUGGCACUGAGAUGAAUGGAGCUGCGCAUCUCAUUUUCUUAUAGACUGUUUUUUGUCUGCCUUUGUUUAUAAUUAAUAAAAAAUUAUUAAUCUUAAUGACGGCUUUAUAUGAAAUGCAUGAACAGUUCAUUCCUGCUUUAAUUGAUUUUAUUUGUUGUGAUCGAUUGAUAUGUGUGAAAUCUGGAAAAUUUUAACAUAUUUUAAUUAAAAACCAACUAAAUUCUC